AUGGUCUCGACACCCCCUGCUUAUCCCUUAGGCUUUGCAGCCGCAUCCCAGCUGGACGUCUCCCAAGCCCUGCCUGGCUACACUCGCACGGUCGGUCCCGAGUGGGAUGUCCCCGCAGCUGAUCGACACCAUAACUUUCAUCUUACGAAGAAGACUGGAGAACGGUGGCUGACGCUGAGCCUGACCAGUCGUGCCGCUACUGCGGCUGACACGCCGACGUUUUUCCAGGGUGGGGACGUGAGCGGGUCUCUGCAGCUGCAGUUGGAUAACGAGGAAAUGGUCGAUGGGAUUACUAUUGCUGUGAGUGUAGUCAAAUAUACGACCGACGACAAGUCUUCCGGAGGCUCGGAGGCCUCGUCAGUCGCGGCUCGGCGGGGGAGACUACAAGGUCGCUACGACUGGCCUUACUCAUUCCGCCUCCCCAAGGGAGUCAGUAUCCUCUCGUCCAUCACCACGAAUGCGGAAGUAGAGAGGCAGAGCUAUCGUCUUCCUCCCAGUUUCUCCGACGAACAUUCAAAUGUUGAGAUUCAGUAUUCCCUCGUCGUUCGUGUGGACAGAGGAGGCCUUCGCAAAGGCAGCAAGCUCGUCGUCCCCAUUGUAUACGUUCCGCUGGCGAGACCAGGUCCUCCAACAAUUCUCCGUCAGCUCGCCUAUCAACAAUGUGUGGCAAUACCUGGUCCGGACAUCGAUCCUGUGGGUUGGAAGACAAGCGGACCUGUGAAGGUAGAGGGCACGCUCUUCAAGACGAUUCACCUGGAAGCAUUGUGCACGGUUCAUGAGUUCAUACAGCUUACAUACACUAGAGGCGCUCCUAUACACCUAAUCAUCUCGAUACGUAGCAACAACGGGCAAUUUCUAGACCUUCUUACCCCUCAAUCCAUGCAAGUUGCACUGAUUCAACAUAUCACAUUCGGCGACGAGGGCAAUCAGCCGCGUUUCUCCCGUAGGUUAUCGGCUCAAAUUACGAUGAAGACCCGAAGCCUUGCGGUGGCGACGUGGUGGAGAGUCAGCAACCCUGCUACAUCAUCUGAAGUACGGACGUUCGCUGGCGAAGUGCUAAUUCCUGAUGACGCAGUCCCCGCCUGCCGUAUUCUCCAUUACGGACAUGAGGUAUAG
Molecule: messenger RNA, 1116 nt
Organism: Dichomitus squalens LYAD-421 SS1
Lineage: Eukaryota; Fungi; Basidiomycota; Agaricomycetes; Polyporales; Polyporaceae
Exons: 4
Coding region: 1-1116 (371 amino acids)
Source: RefSeq, a predicted model, not a curated record